Messenger RNA from Radiomyces spectabilis, 1186 nucleotides. RefSeq lists its product as uncharacterized. Lineage: Eukaryota; Fungi; Mucoromycota; Mucoromycetes; Mucorales; Radiomycetaceae. Gene Ontology annotation, biological process: protein insertion into ER membrane. Gene Ontology annotation, cellular component: cytosol. The record is from RefSeq and is a predicted model, not a curated record. The transcript is spliced from 7 exons. Gene Ontology annotation, molecular function: protein binding. Bases 26 to 1000 code for a protein of 324 amino acids.
UUUCUAUUUCUUUCUUAAUUACAUCAUGGCAAAUAAAGGCACUCAAAAGACCCUGGAAAAGCUGAAAGCAUCUGUCAAUGCAGGCAAUUACUAUGAAGCUCACCAGAUGUACCGAACCGUGGCACGACGUUAUAACAAACAACAAAAAUAUGACCACACUAUUCAACUGUUGCACGACGGGGCGUUGUCCCUGAUGCAACAUGGUCAAAGCACUUCGGGCGCCGAUUUAGCCAACUACAUGUUGGAAACUUACAAGAUCGCCAAUGUCCCAGUCGACGCCGCUUCCCUCGAUCGUGUGGUGGAAUUGUUGAGCUUAUACUCUCCCAAGGAAGCCGGCCGCAAAACGUACAUUUCCAGCGCUUUCAGCUGGACACAGAAAAAUGGCGAAUACAGAGAAGGCGACCCCGAGUUGCAUGACUUUGUCGGAACCAUGUUUUACCAAGAGGGACGUUUCCAGCAAGCUGAGGAGCAUUUGUUGGUGGGCACUGACCAUAGCGCGGAAGUAUUGGGCGAGUUGGCAUCUGCAUGGACAAAAGAGGAAGAAGGUCCCUUGGAAGGAUUCCACAUUGCAAGGAUCGUCCUUCAGCUUCUUGCGAUGAAAAACAUUCACCAUGCCACCUUGGCUCUUGCCAGUUACGUGAAAGCGGCUCAACCAAAAACGACAGAAUCGUUGCCUUUCCGUUGUGCUCCUGCCGACGAACCUGUUCAGCUCCCUGUUUACGAUGAUUCAUGGACCAAUUUUGCGCAGUUGAUGUUGUUAACAUGUCAACGUGACAGUGCGGAUUUCUUUAGACAGUUGCGAACCAAAUACAACGAAUUAUAUGGUCCUCACAAGGGAUUUGAUGAGCUAUUGGACGACAUUGGUGCGGUAUUUUUCAAUAUUCCUAAGCCGAGAAAGCAGGGCAACAUGUUGCAAGAUUUGAUGAGCAGUUUGUUUUCUGGACCGCCCGCCCCUGCCCCACAACAACGACGUGUCGCCUCUGGCAUGGAACUUGAUUAAACGGUUGAUAUCCUUGUCGAAUAAAGAGCAAUAUGUGCCUUGUUAAUGUUUCCGCUAUUUCCGUUUACAUUUGCCCCUCCACCAGCAACAAUAGUAAUUCGUAGUGACAUUGCAUAUCCCAUAUUAUAGCAUAUCCACCAAUGCAACACAAACGCACAACACAAGUGCACACACAAAUUGAGAGAG